UCGUGACGUCACUCUCCCAGAAUGCAUGGCUCCCAGCGCGGCGCCCAGCAGCAGCAAGUCCAGGCCCGGACUCUGAGAAACAUCUUGAAAAACUUAUCCCAAAAUGUCGAUAUGGAGGCGGAAUGGAGGCUGGACGGAGAGAUGGACGGAGGCACAGUCGGUCUGCAAAGAUGUUGAUCUGCCUCUGUGAUUCAGCUGCUGUGUCUGUGGCGUUCAGGGCUGCUGAAUACUAAAAUAGACUGCGGGCCAACACAAGAGCUCUUCUCAGGGAACACACAGACCCAGUCACUGCUUCCAAAGCUCCUCAUCACCGCAGCCCUUUUGGGGUUGCUAUGGCAGCUGCUGUCACAGAGACCAAGUGCUGGACACAGGCUUGCCCCAGUAAGGCAGGACAGACCACUAGUCAUUGCUGCAAGAGACCAUCAAACAGUCAACAAACAGCACUUAGCAUUAAUUCUAGCACUCGAAGAUAACAAAACGAGCAGAGGUCUGCAGGCUGAUGGUCGGCGCUCUGGAGAAUCCUCAUGAGUCUUGUCUGUGUCUGCUCCGGCUCUUGGCCAGAGUCCCCGCGCACCAGCAGAGCCAGUACUGUUCCUUCUGUUAGACCAUGUUCCACCAGCAGGACCAUCUGAAGAGCCAGCUGCAGGAGAGCAUACCAGCCAGCAGGCAACUCUUCCACUGCCAGGAGUGUGGGAAGCAGUACAACACCCAGCUGGGUUAUAGGCGCCACCUGGUGGCGGCCCACAGCGCUUCAGCAAACCUGCCUUGCCCAGAGGGGGCGCCCUCCCUCCUGGAGCACCUGGGCACCCAUAUUGACAGACCUCCACCGUCAGAGGGAAACACAAACGCUGCUGUGCCAGUGAGAGAGAGGAAGUACUCUUGUGAACGAUGCGACCGCCGCUUUUAUACCCGUAAGGAUGUUCGGCGUCAUGCUGUGGUGCACACAGGCCGACGUGACUUCCUGUGUCCGCGCUGUGCACAACGCUUUGGCCGCAGGGAUCACCUGACCCGCCACUUGAAGAAGAGUCAUGCUCAGGAGACGGGGUUGAUGCCACCCUGUGCACCCAGCACUCCUGUGGCUACACCCACCCCCGCUGCUCAGUGCCCGGUGAAGGAAGAGCCCAGCCCUGUGACCUCUGAUAUGGGCCCGGUUUCGAAGGAGCCCAUGGAGAAUUACUCCAGGGACAUGUACAACUCCUACCCCAUAGCCAAUCCUGUUCCCGGGUUGGGCCACCCUCAUGGCCUUAUGCAGGGCUCCUUGUCUUCAAGCAUGGGUGUAAGUCGCCACAUGUCCCCGCAAUCCUCCCAUCCCCACCACCACCACCUGCAGCCCCCGGUGGCUCCGCAGCAGCAGCCCUACGGCAACAUGGCCAGGUACCAGCACGGAUCUACCUCAUAUCCUCGCACCGACGUGGACAGCUUCCUGCUCGACCUGCAGAGUGCCCCCCCACCUCACCUGAGUGUGGCCAACUCCUCUACCUCUGCUUCUGCCUCCCCUCAGAGGGAGGUUCUGGGUGAUGGGGUGGGUGCUGGCGGCGACCCUCACCUGCUGUCCAGGAGCCCAGCUAUCUCCUCAACUGAGCUGUCCUGCACCACUAACAUGGACCUCGGGCCUCUCCUGGGAUUUCUGCCUUUCAGCCUGCCGCCCUACAGCCCUCACAUGGGGAUGGGAGGGUUAGUGAUGAGCUACCCACCAGCCACCACCACCACAUCCUCUCCAUCCUCCUCCUCUGGGCUGUCCUCUCAGGCGCCAGGGCCUUUCACCUUCUUCCAGCCUCCCCAGGCUCAUGUACCCCAGGGCUCCGGCGCCCACAACCACAGCCAGCUACCUCAGGCAUACAGCAGUUCUGCUAUGAGCACUUCCAGCUCCCUACCUCACUACUACCAGGCCUUUCAGCAGUAAGCAGCUCUGUCCCCGUUAAAGUUGCCUUCAAGUAAGCUCUUGAAUUUUGUUUUUUUUUCAAGAAAAAGGGUAAAUCAUGAGAACGGCAUUUUUAUUUGUAAAACGAGUGUGUAACUUUAGCCUGUCAGUGCUAAUGAUGCUAAUCUUAGUUUUUUUUUUUUUUUGUUGAACACAACAAAUCACCUCAUCAGUAUUACCUCAUUAUUUAAAAAAGGAAGCUUGAACCUUUGAGGAAAUGUAGAUAGUCUCACUCCAACCAAAAUAGUGUAGUGCCUCUUGUUAGACCUACAGUGAAAGCACUUAAAAGUUGUCAUAGGUGCUACACAAUGCGUAGUCAUCCACUUUUAGGAAACCCUGGGAAUUCCACAGUGUUAGGGAUUUUUAUUUUUAUCCAGUAACAUAUCAUGUUUAUAAAUUUUCACCUUUCCUUUCUUUUUUUGAGAAUAUUGGACCGUAAACAGCCUUACAGAGAGAAACAGGACGGUGUCAAGUGUUCUCCGUUACAGCAAGCGCAUGCUAAAAAUAUUGAAAAUUGCAAACUCAAUGGCACUGUCAACUCAUUUUAAAUAUGCAGUAAACCAGGAAGCACCAGCUGAUCAGUCUGAAUGCAGCAGUAGAUGGAGAUGUAAGACUUUUGUUAUCAACCAUUUUCUAAAGUCGUGUAAAUUGAACCCUUUUUUUUUUCUCAAGAAUUCAGACCCAGACCGUGUUAGAAUUUGGACGUUUUUGAGUCACUUACAGCGGUCGAUAAUGGUUUACAAUACCUGUAAAGCUUGGCUGCAUUACCUAAAUCUUAAAGAUACAGUAAUGGAUACUGUACACCCAGUCAUUCAAGUUCAUGUGAACUGCAAAAAGCAUUUAAGCAACGCCAGAAUCUGAAAUUCUGAUUCUCUUUUUAAAAGUAAAGUAGCAGCUCUUAAAGCCAGAAAUCCAUACUGGAAUCCCCGAUAAUAUUUAGUUGAUGCGACCUUUAUCCUCUAUUUGGCUGUAUUACGUAGCAUUACUAGAUUAAAGGCACUUAUGUUUCAUUUUUAACCUAGCAGGGAAUGCCAAAUCACAAGAAGUGGUCGCAGCCUAGAUGCUGCUCCACUGCUCUCCAUGGGUAAAAACAUUUGGGGGUCCGAACACUUGACAGACGGAAAAAAGCAACACGUGCAUGAAAUUAUCUUGUUUCCCGUCGUUCAGAUUUUGAGAUGUUGCAUCUAUUGAUGUAAAGAUGGGAGACUGAUCUUAAUAUCUUGUUUAGAUUUAAAUUGCGGCCAGUAACAGAUAAUCUGUUUCCCCCUCACGCGAUGCUCCUCGCGUCCUCUCUUGGUCUGGUGCCUUUCUGUCUGAAUGUGACAGCAGAGAGCAGCGCAGCAACUCCAGAUCCUCGAGAGCCCCUUUUUGUUAAAUGCUCAAAUCAAGAGCCCUAAAGACUAUAGAUUGCCUCCCCUCUGUGCCAACCAGGUCACUGAUCUCAGGGUUGCCACCUGUGCUCUAAAACAUGUGAACAUGUUCUCUUCUUCAAAUGCACCAUCCCACAGAAACCCCACUCAGUUCCUCAUGAAAAUUGGUCGUGAGUAUAGUUGUGAACUUUCUGAAUUUUUUUUUUACUUUGCAGAGACUUAAAGGGUGGGGGUAUGAUAAGGCGGGUUUAAAGUAGUAAAGCAGAUAUUAUUUUGGUUUUCAGUGUUUCAGCAAUGACUAAACACUUUGGCCCGAUCUCAAUUCCCCCUUUUGUCCGCACACUACAAUUUUGCGCUCGGAUGCACAGAAUAGAGGGUCCAGUUUUUGUUGAGUGGAAGUGGCCAUCUUGUCCUACAAAUGGACCUUUUGAACCUUGUUUUUUUUUUUUCAGAUGUGAACUUCAAAAAGUGUUAUGAGGAAAUUCUCAGCAGUCCAACAAUUUAGUAACACAACAUUGCAAACAUAAAUGCAAUUCAGACAGAGUGCAGGAGUUUCCCUGCUUUUUUUGUGUAAUUGGAACAAGAAAUUACUUGAUACCGGGUGCUCGGGAUUCCUAUUUUUGUUGUAGCGGGAUCUGUAGAGGUGUCAACAUUGUUGGAUUUUUUUAACUAGACUCGUACAAAGUUUACAAAUUUGCUUUCUUGGCAACCAUAUUGUUCAGUCCAUAACCAGGUGUUCAGCCAGGCUGAGGGACAAAUGUCCUUGGUACCAUGAUCCUCGAACAGGACUAGACUCGUGUGUAGAAUAACUGAAUUUGGGCUCGUAGCUAUGUUUUGACGGCCUUAGUGGUAUGUCUAAUUUCCCCUCAUCUCUCAGGAAAAAUAGUAUGUCGAACUUCUUUACACAAACUAUAGCUACCCAAACAGGUAUUUUGGACAGUUACUGCAUCUGUUAAUACUUGUACUGCAUGAUAGCAGAUGGGAAAAUCACCAAAAACCAUUUCUUAAAGGCUUUAUAUGCGAUUUUUUUGAUCCAGCAGAUGUUGCCCUUGAGCACCAGCAUGAAACCAAAACAAC
Labrus bergylta (ballan wrasse) is the source of this 4368-nucleotide messenger RNA. Its product is annotated as zinc finger protein PLAGL2-like. The record is from RefSeq and is a predicted model, not a curated record. Gene Ontology annotation, biological process: regulation of transcription by RNA polymerase II. Gene Ontology annotation, cellular component: nucleus. Lineage: Eukaryota; Metazoa; Chordata; Actinopteri; Labriformes; Labridae. Gene Ontology annotation, molecular function: sequence-specific DNA binding; DNA-binding transcription factor activity, RNA polymerase II-specific.